AUGAAACCACCAAUGUUCCAAAGGGGGGUGCUAAGGACAAAUUGCAUAGAUUGUCUGGAUCGUACUAAUGUGGCACAAUAUGCAUAUGGAUUGGCUGCUUUGGGUCAUCAACUCCAUGUUUUAGGAGUUACAAAUUCAACAAAGAUAGACCUUGAUGAUCCUUUGGCAGAAGAAUUAAUGGGGUUCUAUGAGAGGAUGGGUGAUACACUUGCUCAUCAAUAUGGUGGCUCUGCAGCUCACAACAAGAAGUACUUACAAUUUGUCUUUAUCAAAAAGUAUUCACAAUUUAUCUUCUCAACUUUCUCAAGAUUAGUCUACAUCAGCAGAAGAUAUCUGAAACGAGGCGUAAAUGAAAAGGGUAGAGUUGCAAAUGAUGUUGAGACUGAGCAGAUUCUAUUUGAGGAUGUUCCAGAAGAUUUCCCAGUGCAUAUUAGUUCUGCUGUUCAAAAUCGUGGGUCUAUCCCACUCUUUUGGUCUCAGGAAACUUCACGACUAAAUAUCAAGCCCGAUAUUAUAUUGUCAAAGAGGGACCAGACAUAUGAAGCUACGAGACUUCAUUUCGAGAAUCUUGCUACGAGAUAUGGGAACCCCAUCAUUAUUUUGGAUCUGAUUAAGACCCAAGAAAAAAAGCCUCGGGAGUCUAUCCUUCGCACCGAAUUUGCUAAUGCAAUUGAAUACAUCAAUAAAGAUCUGUCUGAGGAGAAUCGACUUAGAUUUCUCCACUGGGAUUUGAACAAGCAUUCACGAAGCAAAGCUACAAAUGUCUUGUUUUCUCUGGGAAAAGUGGCUACAUAUGCAUUGAAUUUGACUGGUUUCUUCUAUUGUCAAGUAACACCAGCCUUAAGAUCUGAGGGAUGUCUGAAAUGGCCCAUAUUUGAGAAUGCUGCUGCUAGUAAUAUGGUUCCUUUGAAACAUUUUGACCCUGAUGUUGAGAAACAAUAUAAUAAUGACGUCGGUGAUUCAGAUAACUCAGAGGGAAAAAUUAGUGGAUGUAAUAAUGUGAGUAAUGGCUAUCCUUCAAUGAAACCACCAAUGUUCCAAAGGGGGGUGCUAAGGACAAAUUGCAUAGAUUGUCUGGAUCGUACUAAAUGUGGCACAAUAAUGCAUAUGGAUUGGCUGCUUUGGGUCAUCAACUCCAUGUUUUAG
Molecule: messenger RNA, 1146 nt
Organism: Nicotiana attenuata
Lineage: Eukaryota; Viridiplantae; Streptophyta; Magnoliopsida; Solanales; Solanaceae
Product: phosphoinositide phosphatase SAC3-like
Exons: 7
Coding region: 1-1146 (381 amino acids)
Biological process (GO): phosphatidylinositol dephosphorylation
Cellular component (GO): intracellular membrane-bounded organelle
Molecular function (GO): phosphatidylinositol-3,5-bisphosphate 5-phosphatase activity
Source: RefSeq, a predicted model, not a curated record